AACUCGCACGUCGUGGGGGUGGCUUCCCGGGGUGGCAGCGGUGAGUGUCUGCAGGUACUGGAAGGUCUCUCUAAGGUCUCCCUGGAGCCUUCUCCUCUCCAAGCAGGGCACAAAGGACACUAAGGACCUUUUUCUGCUGCCUUGGGGCCAUCCUGAGCAGCCAACUGCUGCCCCUGGCAUCCCCUUCGGAGCUGGCAUCGCUGCUGCUGCCCUUUCACCAGCAGAGGACCCCUCCUCAACACACACAGGCAGGGGGAUGCUGGCCUGGAUCCACCGCGUGGUUCCUCAGCCCCCACUGCCCUGUGCCACGGAGCCAGAGGCACCCCCAGGCCAAGCUGCUGGCCCUGAGGAUGCUGCUGAGCACACACAGCCCAGAGGAAUGGAGAAGAAGGUGGAAUUUGCAGUCCCCGAGGAGCGAGGCUCUGCCUUGCAGAGCGCUGGGAGCGGUGUCCUCUCCUGGCUCUCCCAGGGGCUGGGGAAAGUCGUUCCUCAGCCAGCCCAAACCUCCGAGGCUCUGCAGACGCUGGGGAAGAGCUUUGAGACCAGCAUCGAUAUCCCCGACCAGACAGAGGUCCAGAUGCUGAAGGAGGAGGAUGAGGAUGCUCUGGAGAUCAGCCCCUUUGAUGGGGAGGAGGAGGAGGAGGAGGAAGAAGAGGAAUUGGAUGAUGAGUCUGGGGCUGGAGCAGAUCGCGGCACAGCGGAGUGGGUGGGGGCACGAGUGGUCAGCUGGCUGGCACACGGCUUCGAGAGGGUGGUGCCACAGCCAGGGGCACCCAAAACCGCAGAGCCUGAAGCCAAGGAGCAGAGGUGUGCAGCCAGGGCAGGAGGCACCAAAGCUCAGACCAAGCCCCAGAGCAGCCUCCCAACCACCCAGGACUCCCUGGCAGCAGCUGAGAAGCAGCCAGAAGCUGUGCCCAGCCUCCCCCCUGCCACCCUGGCUGGGGAUGGCAGCAGCAGGAUGUUGGCCUGGUUUGCCCAGGGCUUGGAGAAGAUGAUGCCCCAGCCUGUGAGCAGGGAGAAGCUGGGCACGCAGGGAGAAGCUGCAGCAACUUUGAGUCCCGUGGAAGAAAUUCAUCCUGUCCCUGGGGAGCCCCAGGAGGCUGCCCCUACCCUGCAUGAGGCUGCUGCUGGCUGUGUUCAUGAAGCCACCUCUGAGCUGCUGGCAGAUGCUCACCUCCUGCCCCCCAUCCAGGAGGAACCCCAGGAAGAAGAAUGCAGUGGCACCCCCCUACUGGUGCCCACCACCCAUGCUUCCAACAGGCUGGCAGUGCCCAGUGUGGCACCAGCGUCCCCCAGCCUGCCUGAGCGCCUGGGCUCGGCCACCAGCACCAGCAGUGCCCUCAUCAGCAGCCGCCUCCAGGAGCUAGUGAGGCUCUUCAAGGAGAGGACUGAGAAGGUGAAGGAGAAGCUGACUGACCCCGAGGUCACCUCAGAUGAUGAGAGCCCUGGGCCAUCCCCAGGCACAGCAGCUCCAGCAGCAGCAGCAGCAGCAGCAGCAGCUCCAGCAGCGCCGCCUGCCCCGGGAGGGGCUCUGGAGGGGUCCAAGGCAGCAGGAGGGGAGCACUGCUGCCAGAUGCUCUGCUGCACCUUCCAGCAGCCUCCCUGGUUGGAUCGCCUGAGGAGCUGCAGCUUCCCCAGCAGCAUCGACCCUCUCACCAACCUGCUGUAUGUGCUGUGGCUCUUCCUGGUGGUGCUGGCCUGGAACUGGAACUGCUGGCUGAUCCCAGUCCGUUGGGCUUUCCCUUACCAGACACCAGCAAACCUUCCCUUCUGGUUGCUGAUGGACUACCUCUGUGACCUUGUCUACCUGCUGGACAUCCUCAUCUUCCAGACUCGACUGCAGUUUGUCCAAGGAGGAGAUAUCAUAACUGACCAGAAGGCCAUGAAGGAGAACUACCUGAGGUCACAACGCUUCAAGAUGGAUUUGCUCUCCCUCCUGCCCUUGGAUUUCUUCUACUUCCAAGUCGGUGUCAACCCACUCCUGCGCUUCCCUCGCUGCCUGAAGUACAUGGCCUUCUUCGAGUUCAACAGCCGCCUGGAGGCUCUCCUGAGCAAAGCCUACGUCUACAGGGUGAUCCGGACCACUGCCUAUCUCCUCUACAGCCUGCACCUCAACUCCUGCCUCUACUACUGGGCAUCAGCCUAUGAAGGGCUGGGCUCUACCACCUGGGUCUAUGAUGGAGAAGGAAACAGCUACAUCCGCUGCUACUACUGGGCAGUCAAAACCCUGAUCACCAUCGGGGGGCUGCCAGACCCCAAGACCCUCUUUGAGAUCAUCUUCCAGCUGCUCAACUACUUCACAGGGGUCUUUGCCUUCUCUGUCAUGAUAGGGCAGAUGCGGGACGUGGUGGGCGCCGCCACCGCGGGGCAGACCUACUACAGGAGCUGCAUGGACAGCACCAUCAAGUACAUGAACUUCUACAGCAUCCCCAGAGCUGUCCAGACCAGGGUGAGAACCUGGUACGAGUACACCUGGCACUCUCAAGGCAUGCUAGAUGAAUCCGAGCUGCUGGUGCAGCUGCCAGACAAGAUGAGGCUGGACCUUGCCAUCGACGUGAACUACAGCAUCGUGAGCAAAGUGGCCCUCUUCCAGGGCUGCGACAGGCAGAUGAUCUUUGACAUGCUGAAGAGGCUCAGGUCGGUGGUCUACCUGCCCAACGACUACGUGUGCAAGAAGGGGGAAAUUGGCCGUGAGAUGUACAUCAUCCAGGCAGGCCAAGUGCAGGUCCUGGGGGGCCCUGAUGGCACAACUGUGCUGGUGACCCUGAAAGCUGGAGCUGUGUUUGGAGAAAUAAGCUUGCUGGCAGCAGGAGGGGGCAAUCGGCGCACAGCCAACGUGGUGGCUCACGGCUUUGCCAACCUCUUCAUCCUGGACAAGAAGGACCUGAAUGAGAUCCUGGUGCACUAUCCAGAGUCUCAGAAGCUGCUGAGGAAGAAGGCCAAGAAAAUGCUGAAGUCCAACACCAAAGCCAAAGAGGAGAAAGCAGCCCCUGAAGACUCACUGAUCAUCCCCCCUAAAGCUGAGACCCCAAAGCUCUUCCAGGCUGCCCUGGCUGCCACGGGGAAGCUGAGGGGUAAAGGGCCACUGGCACAGCUGCGUUGGAGGCUGAAGGAGCUGAAGGGCAUGCAGGUGGCACAGGGUCCCACCUUCAGCCCAACACCACCCAAAUCCCCUGUGCACCAGAGAUCACCUCUCACAUCCCACCAAGCUCCUGCUCACCUGGAAGGAGGAAUCAGCUCCAAAUCUGCUGACAACUUCGUCACCAUUCAGGUGGUUUCUACUGCUCGAGAGGAUGAAGAAAUCCUUGCAGCUGAGAUUUGCCAGAAAGAAGGAGAAGAAGAAGAAGAGGGGAAAAAAGAGAAGUGAAAAAGAAAGAACAAAGCACCAAACCCGAAGCAGGUCCUAGAGUAGGAGUAGGACUCAAGCAACCACAUGGGGGGGAUAGAAGCUUUUUGCUCUUAAGCAUAGAAUCAACCUGGUUGGAAGAGAGCUCCAAGCUCAGCCAGGCCAACCUAGCACCCAGCCCUGCCCAACCAACCACACCAUGGCACUCAGUGCCAACCUAGCACCCAGCCCUGCCCAAACAACCACACCAUGGCACUCAGUGCCAACCUAGCACCCA
Pogoniulus pusillus (Red-fronted tinkerbird) is the source of this 3623-nucleotide messenger RNA. RefSeq names its product cyclic nucleotide gated channel subunit beta 1 (gene CNGB1). The record is from RefSeq and is a predicted model, not a curated record. Gene Ontology annotation, cellular component: intracellular cyclic nucleotide activated cation channel complex; photoreceptor outer segment; plasma membrane. Gene Ontology annotation, molecular function: intracellularly cAMP-activated cation channel activity; intracellularly cGMP-activated cation channel activity; cGMP binding. NCBI's taxonomy places the organism in Eukaryota, Metazoa, Chordata, Aves, Piciformes, Lybiidae. Gene Ontology annotation, biological process: monoatomic cation transmembrane transport; retina homeostasis.